UCGCUCUCGCGGACGAAGCGCUACAACCGUUCGCACACGGGCGGCUCCUCGCACGCGCCGCAGAACGACUUCCCCGUCUUCGCGAACAGCGGCGACGUCGAGAUCGUUGUGCGCGCCCGCGAAUGCCCGCCCGGCAACGCCCCCGUCCAGAACCGAUACCUGCUCCAUCGCCACACCCUCACCCGAUGCUCCGGCUUCUUCGAGGCCAGCACCUCCACCGAAUGGUCGCGCGCCCGCGCCCUGCCAGUCGGCAAUGAACUCUCCCGCAUCGGCGAGAACGGCGGGCCGCCCUCCGUGACCGGCAGCGACGACGGCUCGUCCGUAAGGGGCGGCGCGAGCACCCCCCGGAGGAGGUGGAGGUACGAGCUGGAGACCGGCUCCGGCUCCGGCGACAUUCCCAUGUUGGUCCAGAGGGAUGAGUUGAGCGACAAGUCCUCACAGUCUCUCUUCGGCGCCGCCUCGACCCCGGUAGCCAACUCGGCCAGCUCCCGUUCUUCCCACCGCGCGAAGCACUCCCACUCCCAUUCGCUCUCCUCAGCAUCAUCGAGCCACUUCUUCCGCUCCGUCGCCAACCUGGGCCUCUCCUCCCACCAGCCGCAGCCUCCGCCGCUGUCCCAGCCCGACCAGGACCUCCUCCGCGACUACGACAACCUCUUCCGCAUCUUCUACAACUACCCGCCGGUCCUCGACGGCAUCAACGUCGCCGACGCCUACGUCCAGUGCAAGAGCCUGCUGACCCUCGCUGACCAGUACGAUGCCCUCUCCGUCGUUGGCCCCCGUGUCGACCACCACAUGCUGCAGUUCCAGUCCCGCCUGUGGAAGCAAAUCGCCAAGUACCCCAUCUCCUACUUGCGCCUGGGGUACCUCGCCCGCUCCAAGGUCAUCUUCCAGGAAGCCCUCAUCCAUGUUGUAGGCCAGUGGCCCAUUGGUGAGCGAAGUCUGCGUGCCGCCUUGCCAGACGUUGUCCUUGAUAUCAUCGAGGACAAAGUCGACGAGCUCGAAGACACCGUUAGCCGUGUUGAAGGCCGCCUCUUCCGCGUCGGCCUCACCAACAACCGAGGCGAGCGAGUAGCCCCCAACACAAACUACCUCGACUGGCUCGCCGUCAGCCUCUUCCGCCAAUGGCUCGCCGACCACACCUCGCCUCCUCCGCCUCCGCCAUCGGACGCACGGCGUCAUCCCGGCUCCCGCGACGGCGGCCGGCCCCCGGCUCUGCCGCCCGUCGUUCCACCUCUGGCCGCCGUGGGCCGAGCCUACCGCACCCUCGGGUCCGCCAACGCGGCGUCCUUCCUCGGCCACGACGAGUGUAAGCGCUUCCUCAAGCUGACCCCAGAGCUCUAUAGCCGCGACAAUCUUCGACGCUUUGAGAAGCGUCUGGAUGAGCUCAAGACUAUGGCCCGCGAGAUUGUCCGACCUCUCAUGACCAGCGGCCUCGAGCUCGACAUGAACGGCAGCACCCGCGCCGCCGACGCCAUCUCCUACCUGACCUGCACCACCGUCACCAACCGGGAUUUGCCCUGG
Ilyonectria robusta is the source of this 1521-nucleotide messenger RNA. RefSeq lists its product as uncharacterized. Lineage: Eukaryota; Fungi; Ascomycota; Sordariomycetes; Hypocreales; Nectriaceae. The annotation marks the transcript as partial. The transcript has a single exon. The record is from RefSeq and is a predicted model, not a curated record.